Molecule: messenger RNA, 2310 nt
Organism: Esox lucius (northern pike)
Lineage: Eukaryota; Metazoa; Chordata; Actinopteri; Esociformes; Esocidae
Gene: olfm2a
Product: olfactomedin 2a
Exons: 6
Coding region: 498-1862 (454 amino acids)
Biological process (GO): signal transduction
Source: RefSeq, a predicted model, not a curated record
GUACGCUUCUUUCAAUCAGUUGCCAAAGCUUCGAUGUGCUGCUCCUAGCGUCCGCACUCGGCAAGCACAGAAGUCACCUUCCAACCUCUGCGACUUUUUCCUACUCUCAUUAGUAGCUCCAUGUAAUUAGAUGCAUAUUUGUAGUAUAAAGCCCUAACAACAUAGGCUAUUGUGAGUGUAUGAUUCGGAAUUCGUUUCAGCGUUCACUGAAAAAAAUCUACCGACAACUGAUCACUGUAGCGAAGAGGAGCAGGCACGAGUCCGAACCGCACCACGCUGAUUAUCGUAACCUACUGUGCCACAGAGGGCUACUCUGCAUCCGUGUGUGGAAUUAACCCAGCGCACAGACCCGCUGGUGAUGAGGUUCGUCGCCCACACUCGACAGAGCAUUGACGGAAUCACACUCGUGCUGAAGAAACCGCCCCAGUGAGGACACAAGCAAGGGGAAGAUCAACAGAAUAGCUGGUGUCGGCCGGAACGCUGUCAUUUCGGCAAGAAUGCAUCUCUUCAGUGCUAUGUUCCUACUAGUGAUGUUAGCUGCAACGCUCUGUGAGGCUCUCUAUCCAAGCCCAGAAGAGGGCUGGCAGAUCUACAGUUCGGCUCAAGACGCAGAUGGGAAGUGUAUCUGUACGGUGGUGGCCCCGGCUCAGAACAUGUGUAACCGAGACCCACGUAGCCGCCAGCUCCGCCAGCUCAUGGAGAAGGUCCAGAACAUCACACAGUCCAUGGAGGUGUUGGACCUGCGGACCUACAGAGAUCUUCAGUACGUUAGGAACACAGAGAGCCUGAUGAAGACUGUAGACGGCAAGCUGAAAACGGCCUCAGACAACCCUCGCAGCCUCAACCCUAAGAGCUUUCAGGAGCUGAAGGACAAGGUUACUCAGCUGCUCCCCCUGCUGCCGGUGCUGGAGCAGUACAAGACGGAUGCUCGUCAGAUCAGCCGUCUGAGGGAGGAGGUGAGGAACCUGUCUCAGGUGCUCACGGCCAUCCAGGAGGAGAUGGGAGCUUAUGACUACGAGGAGCUAAGGCAAAGGGUCCUCCUGCUGGAGACGAGGCUGCACUCCUGCAUGCAGAAACUGGGCUGUGGGAGGUUGACAGGCGUCAGUAAUCCCAUCACCAUCCGUGCGUCAGGGUCAAGGUUCGGCUCCUGGAUGACUGACACCAUGAUCCCUAGUUCAGACAACCGGGUGUGGUCCAUGGAUGGCUACUAUAAGGGCCGACGUGUCCUGGAGUACCGCACCCUCAAUGACUUCACGAAGGGUCAGAAUUUCGUCCAGCACCUGCUGCCCCACCCCUGGGCGGGCACUGGCCAUGUGGUCUACAACGGCUCCUUGUACUACAACAAGUACCAGAGCAACAUCAUCGUCAAGUUCCACUUCAGGUCCCGCAGCGUUCUGGUGCAGCGCAGCCUGAGUGGGGCGGGCUACAACAACACCUUCCCCUACUCCUGGGGGGGCUCCUCGGACAUCGACCUGAUGGCCGACGAGACCGGCCUGUGGGCGGUCUACACCACCAUCCCCAAUGCCGGCAACAUCGUCAUCAGCCGGCUGGAGCCGCAGAGCCUGGAGGUGCUCCAGACGUGGGACACGGGUUUCCCCAAGCGCAGCGCCGGGGAGUCCUUCAUGAUCUGCGGCACGCUGUAUGUCACCAACUCCCACCUGGCCGGGGCCAAGAUAUACUUUGCCUACUACACCAACACGUCAACCUACGAGUACACGGACAUACCCUUCCACAACCAGUACUCCCACAUCUCCAUGAUGGACUACAACCCCCGGGAGAGGGUGCUGUACACCUGGAACAACGGACACCAGGUGCUCUACAACGUCACCCUGUUCCAGGUCAUCAACACCGCCGGGGACUAGGGACGGCAGGGUCGGCGGUGUCAACUCACACUGGAGGACCGGCCUGUUGGAAUGGCUGGAGUGGACGAAGGCGGAAUUUAACCAACCGGAAGCCCAUUCCAGUCGUCACCAUCAUCCGCGCCUCCUUCACCCCGCGCCUCCAUGGAGAGACACCCGGAGCUAGCCUGGUCCGAGGUUUGUCGUGCCGUGUUUGACGACUCUCAGCGCGACAGUGAGCGUAGGGGUUGAAAAGACGGCACUAACAGACCUGGGACAGGCUGACCCAGAGUCAGGCAAAACACAUCUAGCAACCAUACUGCUGUUAUGGACGAGGGGGACAAGGGGGUGGGCACAGCUGGGUGGACGGACAGGCGGAUGGAGGCUCAGACUUUUUUAAAGCAUUUCAAUCUUCUUCAUAGAGUGCUACUAUUCACAUUCUGAAAAAAAUUCCACUCUGACAGUAAGGUCA